This is a messenger RNA of Rhinichthys klamathensis goyatoka, 1306 nucleotides long. It is a transcript of the gene otud3, whose product is annotated as OTU deubiquitinase 3. The record is from RefSeq and is a predicted model, not a curated record. Lineage: Eukaryota; Metazoa; Chordata; Actinopteri; Cypriniformes; Leuciscidae. The transcript has 7 exons. The coding region runs from base 68 to 1135 and encodes 355 amino acids. Gene Ontology annotation, biological process: protein deubiquitination. Gene Ontology annotation, molecular function: cysteine-type deubiquitinase activity.
AUGUCUUUUAGGCGUAUGUGAUAGAUAAACGGCUGCGUCAUCACUGAGUGUAAUACGGCGCAUCAUCAUGUCAAGGAAACAGUCAGGAAAGCCCAUAAAGGGAAACAGGAAGUAUGAAUUAGAGAGGAAGAGAGACGAGCGGGCGGCCCGUCGGGCUCUGGCCAAAGACAAAAAGAACAAACCUCCAGGAGGGGAAGAUGGAGAGGAGUUUGUCAGCUUCUCCAACCAGCUUCAGGCUCUGGGUCUCAAACUCCGAGAGGUGCCUGGAGACGGUAACUGUUUGUUCCGAGCUCUCGGAGAUCAGCUGGAGGGACAUUCGCGGGGUCACCUGCAUCUGCGACAGGAGACAGUGCAGUACAUGACGACGCACAGGCAGGACUUCGAGCCCUUCGUUGAAGAUGAAGUGCCGUUCACACAGCAUUUGUCAAACCUCUCCCAGCCGGGCAUGUUUGCCGGGAACGACGCCAUCGUGGCCUUCGCUCGCAGCCAACAGUCGAAAGUGGUUAUUCAUCAGCUGAACGCUCCAUUGUGGGAGAUAAAUGGUACAGAGAAGCCGUCAUGCCGUGAGCUACACAUCGCAUAUCGCUAUGGAGACCAUUAUGACAGCGUCCGAAAGAUUGGAGACAACUCGGAGAGUCCAGCACAUCUACGUAUAGAGAGUCUGAAUAAUUCCAGACGCUUUGGAGAGGCUCAGAAGGAUAAGUCGAGAGGUGCCUCUCCCUCGCGCUCUCUCUCUGAAGAUGAAGAGCUGAUCUUGAGCGAUAUCUGUGCCGACAGUCAAUCAGACAAUCUAAGUCAAUCAAAUGAUGCGUCACAGAUGUGCCUCAGUGAUUGGCUGGAGUCUGAACAGAACAACCAAUCAUCACAGAGAGAUUCGGCUUCAGGGACACACCCUCUAUGUCAAGGCAUGCAGGCUGAAUGUAGUGAAAUCAUAUCGCCAACAGAGGGCAGCAUCUCACAUAAACCCAAGGUCUCUAAUAAACAAAGGAAAGAGCAACAGCGUCUAGAAAAGAAGAAACGCCAAGAGGAGAGACAUAAACAGAAGGUUUUACAGGGCAAAGGGUCACAUGACCAGAAUCAGAACGGACCUGAAGCCGUCACUCUUGUCCCAGCGCUCAACACCCUGAGCAUCUAGAACAAAUAUGAACCCUGAUCAGUGUUGCUCGGUUUUGGGUGGUCCGUACACUGUGUAAUGAACCAGAAACUUUAAUAGUUUAAAUGUACAGGAACUGUGAUGUGUGAUUGAGCGCGUGUUUCUUUAGCAUGAAGAUGGCAUUGAGAUACGUUGUGCUUGAGAUCGUUGGCG